This is a messenger RNA of Chelmon rostratus (copperband butterflyfish), 4273 nucleotides long. RefSeq lists its product as uncharacterized. Bases 250 to 3267 code for a protein of 1005 amino acids. The transcript has 13 exons. The record is from RefSeq and is a predicted model, not a curated record. Lineage: Eukaryota; Metazoa; Chordata; Actinopteri; Chaetodontiformes; Chaetodontidae.
UUUCACACAGCGGUCUUUGAGGUAAACAAAAUUCACCCGCACUCCACCUGAAUAAGUUUAGUUUAAUACUUUUACAACACCUACACAUCCACCUGGAACCACCUGAACCGUCGCUUAGAAGCUGAACCUUAAUCCAGCAGGUUUGUGGUGACUCUUUUUGCUCGAAGAGAAAGAUUUUGACGGUUAAACGCAACGACUCGGUGCUCGGUGGCGCAGCUAGCUGAGGGGUGACAGCGGCAGGAGUUUACGAUGCAGCACCGCUGCAGCGCGUGUGACGCUCCGAUACAGAGACAAGCUAAAGGCUACAAGCGGAAAUCACUGCUGUCACUCAUCGACAGAAAGAGCGCUCACAAACUUUUCCCGGAUCUGAACCCUCAAGAGGCGUUUCUGUGUUUCGGCUGCGUGCGAAACGUUUAUCAGAAAACAAAGAAAUGCGGUAAAAGGCGCAUUUAUGUGGAACCGAAUCCCCCGCUCCGCCCGGCUCCUCCUGCCCGCGCUGCCCCCUCAGUCCCGGGGGAACCAACGCCCCCGAAAAAGCUCAAAAAGAGACUCAAAACGACGCUGAACGAGCAUGACUACGCAUCGCAGGAGCCAGCGCCCUCCCCCCGGCCCGACCCUCCGCCGGCCCGACGCGUCCACCGCGGACCGAUGUCCCAGGUGUGUGGACACCUGCGUAGGAAGAACUUCACCUCCGCUCUGAACCGACUGCUGCAGGUGUCCGGCUUCACGGAGGCUCUGAUCAAAGUGUGCAGAAAAAUCAUCUCCAACGAGCGUAAAGAGAUGGCCAACGACCUGGAGGGGCCCUACAGGAAGACCCUCAGCCCUGACAACCUGUCGGCCUUCAGCUGGGAUAAGACUACUUCCUGGGCUGAGGAGAAGGCUCCUCUGACUGUGGCCUGUCUCAGAUCUAUGUUCCCACCCGCUAAAAAGAUCCAGAAGCAGAUCGUGAAUUACAGCCCGGGGAACAAACCACGGCGGAUGACUGACGAGGAGGUGAAGCAGAUGUUGGACCGGAGGAUCAGCCUCCUCCUCUCGGUGCCUCUGUACACCAGCUCGCUCAGAGCCUCCUUCAUUCAGACCGCCUUCAGCGUGGAGAUGCUCAGGCACCGCUGUCCCAUCAAAGUCUUCGCCAUCAUGAACAGCCUUGGCAUCUCGCAGUCCAAAACCACUGCCAGGAUCCACGCCAAGAAACUCGCUGAGGAGCACGAUCGUCAGGUGAAGCAGUGGAGAGACGAGAUCCAGGCGACUAGAAAGACGCAGUACUGCAGCGACGACUCCAAGAAGGCGGCGGCUUACACCUUCACCUGGGGGAAAGUUCGGGUGCCGUCGGUGUCCAGGUGCGACGCCACAGAACAAGGAUACACCUUCGUCACGUGGGCGUUUCGCUUUGCUCAUCGAGUUCGGAUUAAUUUUCGUGACCUGCACGGACCUCCGAUAAAAGCAGUGGAAGUGUCUCCUUACAGCAUCCUACCGUCCAAACAGACGUACGAGUCGUUGCGGCAGCGAAUGAAAACCUUAGUGAUGCGCAUCAUCGCCGACAACCUGACGGCCCUGAAAGGACCGAGAGGACGAGUGGUGAGACACAUUCCUCACACCUACUCCAACCUGUUGAAGGAAGAGAGCACCACUGUGAGUCUGGGUGCAGUGAUACCCAACACCACCGAGGGUUCUGUUAGUGCAGCGUACGGCCUUAAAGACUACAUCCCCAUGGUCUCUGGGACACCGUACCACAUUCUGUGUUGUGGGGACGUCCUCGGCACCGCUAGGACAGAGCACUGCAACAAAACCCAGAAAAAUGACUCUCCAGACCCGAAGCCUGACCUGAAGUUCGAUGGGCUCGUAGAAGCACCGCAAGAGUUUCAGAAGGAGCACCUGUUUCACGAGGAUAUGAUAAAGCUGCUCCUCAGUGAGAAGAGCGCGAACGCUCGAGGAACUCUUCAUUACAUCAUCUCGCUGUUUCGCUUCAAGACGUUUAACAACACGGCCAAAGACUACUUCCUCAACUUGUGGGACUUCAUUACGUUUGUGACAACGGCGUACGUGACUCUGUUUGCUGUGUCAGAUUGUGGUCUGGACUCUGUGGACCAGAGACCCUCAGACUACCCCUCUCAGGUCUCACUUCAGAUGGACUGGCUCAGUGAUCUGGCUCACAGACUGGUGGACCUGGUGUGGAUGCCUCCACCUCAGGAAGACAUCAACACUGCUGCCGCUGCCGCUGGUCGCCGCGAUGAAGAGUCGGAGAAGAAAAUAUUCCCCUUCUGUUACUGCAGAGAAGAGAAACCAGGCGAGCAGCUGCUGCGGUGCUGCAGUAACCUGUGUCCAGGAAUCUGGUUCCAUGAGGGCUGCGCUCAGGCUCAGACCCGCUCAGACCCACACGAGGACUGGUUCUGCAGUCCGGACUGCAGCGCAGAUGGGACCUACGUGUACUGCCACUGUAAGGAGCAGAGGGGGGGCCAGAUGGUCCAGUGCGGACUGAUGGACAAGUGCAGGAGACACGAGUGGUACCACAGAGACUGUCUGCCGGCGGCCGAGCAGAGCCGGGCCGAACAGACUCCGUGGUUCUGCUCAGAGUCCUGCUCCUUGGCAUCCGACGGUGACGACUUCCUGUUUAACUACACCAGGGCUGUUGUGUGGGAGGGGCUGUACCACAUGGCCAGACGAGACGCCAUCCAAGAGGGAGACGGAGACGCCAUGACGGACUUCUGGAAGAUGGACCUGGUUCUGCUGUGGACCAGAAAACACCUGCAGCUGUUCAACAGUAGCCACAAGAUGAUCACCGGGACGGAGGGGUUCUACCCGGAGCGCAUCAGACAGGACAUGAAGUGGAACCGAGUGCUGAAUCUUCAGGGAACAUCUGGAGGAAACGUCAGCCAGGAUCUCCUGACUGAGCUCAUGAUCAACGAGUUCAAAGGUGUGAUCGAGUUCGGGAAAGGCAGCUUUACGACGCAGCAGGUGGAGCAGAGCGCUCAGCUGGCCGGGGCUCAGGCCAAACACCUGGACAGACUCUUCUUCACGGGAGGAAACCCUCUGAACGCGUCCACGUACCUGUCCCGGCUCACGUCCUCAUCCUGCAGGAGGACAGAGGACGUGUCCAGGUUCGUGGAAGAGUUCAAGAAGGACGAACUGUUCAGGUUCAGACCAGGAAGAAAACAUCAGGGCUUCGACAAGUUCAGCUACCAACAGAGAGUGAGACAGCCAGAGAGGAUGGGGAGGUGCAUGAGGAGACGAUCUGAGGAGCUCGACCGACGGAGGGACGCCGUCCUCUGAGAGCGGCCCACAGGUGAGGACGACCAAUCACGUGACAUCGUGACAUCACCUGUAUGAGGCAUAGAUAUCUAUAGUGCUCACAUCUGUGGAGGAGGGGGGGCAGACGUGUAUUGGUGAUACAGGAUAUUAAACCCUGUGAACCCCACAACCUGCCGGUGGGUUUGAAAAACAUGUUUUCUUUAAAACAUCUCCAAAAUGACACCAGGACGAUAGCAAGAAACUGGAACGGCACAAUUUAUCGUUGGAGUUUCAGAUUUCCAACGGCCCUUGAAAGCCUCUGUCAGGAAAAACAACCAAAACUAAACUAGUGAUAUUUCAUUAAAGUCACUUUAUUCUGCAUCUCAUUAAAACAGAAACCAUUUGCUCGAAUCAGAUCCCGUAAAAAUCAGAAAAUUCAAAGUGUGAAGCUUCGAGCGACUCAGCGGAGACCAACAGUCACAUGACCACAACUGAGCCCCUCCCCCUUUUUAUAAUGCAGGUGAGACUCAUGGGCGCUUUGAAAAAUGUCUUUAUAUUGAUUCUUUCUUUUAUUUUGUAAAAUAAAGAAAUUCCACCUUUGUUUUUUUCUUUUUCUGAUUUAUUUAAUUCUAACUGUUAAACUGCUCUGAAGACAUUUGACCUAAACAGAGACUCCAGAAUCUGCUUCAGGUUCAGAGCGAUCAAUUAGAAACGCAGGUUUUCACAAUAAAAUACUUUAUAAAAGACUUUAUCUUUUAUAGAGAGGAACAGUAAUAUUUCUGUCAUAUUACAGAUUACCUACAGUAUUUCAUCUGUAACAUUUAGUUAAGAUGACACUUUAUUUGCUGCCUUGUAAACUGGCUGUUUCAGUUACACAAACAGGAGUGAAACGAUUGAUGGAUGCGAUCAGCUGCUUCGCUGCCGUCAACAGGAAGUGACACGUUGUUCUUUGACAGAUUCUCAGUUGUUUUAUUUUGUUGUAAAUCUUAUGAUCUGUUUUUUUUAUUUCUUAUUUCGAACAUCCUGAAUGAAUAAAAGGUUUUCAGCA